AUGCGUCUUUCAGCUAUACUUCUCCAAGCAUUGGCCACCGUCGGUGUCUUUGUAGACAAAACAGCAGCACAAUGCUCUGGCCAGGGAGAAGGGAAUUGCCAACUGAGCUUUGUAGGAAUUCCAAGAACCGACUGCAUCACGUAUGACAACAUGUUGACGUGCGGAGAAGCCAUAACCUGGACAGACGCCUACAUCUUCGAUUAUGCUUGCAACCAAAUUGGCAAUGCUCCUUACCCAGCUCAGGGUCUUGCCAUUUAUUCGGAGCUUCCGUGGACGGUUGUUAUAACCUUUCUGACUCAAGGAGGGCCGAACAAUGCGUUCUUGGAUUUCAGGUCGAUUGGGUUUGCAUAUGCUGCAUAUAGCUACCACAAUUAA
Mollisia scopiformis is the source of this 375-nucleotide messenger RNA. RefSeq lists its product as uncharacterized. The transcript is spliced from 2 exons. Bases 1 to 375 code for a protein of 124 amino acids. Lineage: Eukaryota; Fungi; Ascomycota; Leotiomycetes; Helotiales; Mollisiaceae. The record is from RefSeq and is a predicted model, not a curated record.